Molecule: messenger RNA, 1698 nt
Organism: Aureobasidium musti
Lineage: Eukaryota; Fungi; Ascomycota; Dothideomycetes; Dothideales; Saccotheciaceae
Source: the annotation of a GenBank genome assembly
AUGGGUUUCGUCGGCAAAAUUGACGAGAAGACUGGCACUGAUCAUGUCGAGCAUGUUAACCCGCACCAAACCUCGCUCGAUGAUCUCGACACCAUAGAACAGACUGAAACCGGCAAGUUUGCGUGGCUGGUUUCCAUCACAGCAGCUAUUGGUGGCAUGCUUUUCGGAUACGAUACCGGUAUCAUCAGGUCAGUGAGUGACACAAGGAAGAAUAUCCCGCUCCCUACUCACGUUAUCAUANGCGCCGUCCUAGUAUACAUUGGGACAUCUCUUGAUCACAAAGUCUUGACUUCAGGCGAANAAGAGCUUAUCACCUCCAUCACAUCGGGUGCAGCUUUCUUUGGUGCCAUAUUCGCUGGCCUCACGGCUGACAAGUAUGGGCGCAAGCCAGCUAUCUACGUUGGGUGCGUUCUGUUCAUCAUCGGAGCAGUCUUACAGGCUGCAUCAUUCGGAAUCGCCCAAAUGACAGUGGGCCGCCUCGUUGUAGGAUUUGGUGUCGGAAGUGCAGCUAUGAUCGGUACGUCAAGCCCUCUUUGCCUGGGAUUAUAUCAUCUAAUCAUAGAGCAGNUGCCAAUGUAUAUCGCCGAGGUAUCACCAGCCAAGUACAGAGGCCGCAUGAUUGGAUUGGACAAUAUGUCGAUAACUGGUGGUCAGCUCAUCUCGUAUGGUAUCGGUGCUGCUUUCGCUAGCACGCGCGGAGGUUGGCGAUACAUGGUUGGAGGCGGCGCGAUCCCUGCCGUCGUACUUUGUGCUCUUCUGCCUUUCUGUCCCGAAUCACCUCGCCAGCUCAUCUAUCACGGCAAAGAAGAUGAGGCAAAGGAUGUGAUCCGCAAGAUCUACCCGAACGGUACCGAAGAACAGGUCAACCAGAAAUGCGAACACAUCAAGAUACACAUCGAGAUUUCUAAGCAGAUGACUGCAGGUAAGAGUCAAUGGUGGGUCUUCAAGCAACUCUACGUCGUCCCGGCGAACUUCCGCGCUCUGCUCUCGGCAUGCGGUCUCAUGGCCAUCUCUCAGCUUGGUGGAUUCAACUCAUUGAUGUAUUAUUCUUCGACGCUUUUUGCACUUGUUGGCUUCUCCAACCCAGUAGCUGUGGGUACCGUCAUCGCUGGAACCAACUUCUUCUUUACCUGGGUCAAUCUUAUGCUUGUCGAUCGUGUUGGACGUCGCAGAAUCCUACUCCUCACCAUGCCGUUCAUGGGUCUGGCUUUGGUCCUUGCCGCCAUCGCGUUCCACUGGAUUCCAGUCAACCACGAUUUGACCCUCAAAGCUGGUGUCAGUGUUGGCGUUCCGGCGAAGUUGGUUCUUGUCUGCAUGGUCAUCUAUGUCGGCUUUUAUUCCUCCGGCAUGGGAAACACUGCAUGGCUCAGCUCAGAAUUCUUUCCCAUGGAGAUUCGGGCGAUGGGAACCAUGAUGUUGACCAUGACGUGCUGGGGCUCCAACGUCAUUGUGGCCAGUACGUUCCUUACCCAGAUGGAGAAUACCACGCCUUCCGGUGCCUUCGGAUUCUACGCCGCGAUCUGUAUUCUGGGCUGCUUCCCGUGCGUCUACUUUUGCUACCCCGAAGUCAAAGGCAUGACUCUCGAGGACAUCAGAGAGAUCUUUUCUCAUGGAUUCGGCGUUCAGAAGGCGCGAGAGCUUCAAAAGGCACAGAAGCAAGGUUUCAACUAUGGAACAGAGCCGGACGAGUCAGUUUAG